Homalodisca vitripennis (glassy-winged sharpshooter) is the source of this 558-nucleotide messenger RNA. RefSeq lists its product as uncharacterized. Bases 1 to 558 code for a protein of 185 amino acids. Lineage: Eukaryota; Metazoa; Arthropoda; Insecta; Hemiptera; Cicadellidae. The transcript has a single exon. The record is from RefSeq and is a predicted model, not a curated record.
AUGGGUCUGCGUAAAGAAAAUGGAGAGCUGAGGGCUAGGGUAGAGGUGCUGGAGAAGAAAGAGAAAUCAAGUAAAGAGGUGAUUAGCAAUCUCUCUAGUGACUUAGCCGAUCUAGACCAGUACGGAAGACGGUUAAAUCUCGAGAUUCAUGGGUUGAAAGUAGUUGGCGAUCCCAGGGAGGAAAAUCUUUCAAACGUACUUGAGAAAUUAUCCAAUGACAUCGGUAUUGAUUAUAAGCCUGAAGACAUCCAUCAGGCCCACCGCCUUCAGCCGAGGAGAGAUGGAAAGCCUCCCACAAUCAUCGUUCAGUACUACUCCAAGACAUCAAGGGACCUCUGGCUGAAGAAUGGAAGAAGGGCCAAGAUAAGUGAUGUGUACUUUAAUGAGAACCUAUGCCCGCAGUACAGACAAUUACUUCGAGAGGCUAAACUUAGAGCUAAGACGCAUAAUUUUAGGUUUGUCUGGUUUAGUGGCGGGCGAAUACUGGCAAAAAAAGGGGAAAAUGACAAAGAUGUAUUGGUUAUCAAAUCUUGGAAUGACCUCAGCAAAAUUGUGUAG